ACAGGGCUCUCUCUUGGGGUCACUUAAAAAGCACAACCAUAAGUAUGAAAGACCACUCACAAAACCUGAAACUAUAAGAUACACACUCUCUCUCACACACCCACCACACACACAUGUUCUUGUUACCUUCUCUCAGAAAUUGACCUCAAACCUACACUAGCUACUCAUCUAUCUGAGAUAUUCAGCAUCAGGUAGACAUGGAGAACUCUGAGCUCUAUCAGUUCCUUUCAAACACCAAUCAUUCUUUCUUCCCUAAACCUGAAUCGUCCACCAUGCAACAAAGCUUCUCUGCUUCCUUUUCUUCUUACCCUUUGGAACCAUUUCAUGCACCACCUCUUCAAGAUAAAGCCCUUGCUGCUUUGAGGAACCACAAAGAGGCUGAGAAGAGAAGAAGGGAAAGAAUCAACGCACACCUCAAUAAGCUUCGCACUCUUCUUCCUUGUAACUCCAAGACCGACAAGGCUUCACUCUUGGCUAAGGUGGUCGAAAGGUUGAGGGAGUUGAAGCAGCGGAUGUCUGAAAUAACCAAUUCCGAAACGUUUCCUUCGGAGACCGACGAGAUCUCCGUUCUGUCCACCAGCGGUGACGAGGGUGGCGGUGACGGACGAGUCAUAUUCAGGGCCUCGUUGUGCUGUGAGGACCGCUCCGACCUCAUCCCCGACCUCGUCGAAAUCCUCAAGUCUCUGCACCUCACAACGCUCAAAGCCGAAAUCGCAACGCUCGGCGGAAGAACCCGCAACGUUCUCGUGGUGGCCACCGACAAAGAUCACGGCGUUGAAUCGAUCCACUUCCUGCACAGUUCGUUGAACUCUCUGCUACAACACAACGCCACAUCCAAACGACGCCGUCUCGUGGGACCAAAGUUCAUCGCUUAACUGCCUCAAACCGUUUUGCAGUUGUGACAUGAAUUAGGGUUUUGUUUCACCAUGCUGCUCUAUAAAACAAAUGAACUCAUUCCGUUAAAUUGUAAAGUGUUUACUUGAAUUCUUAUUCAGAUAAGUUAAUGAAAAAAAAAAAAAAACUACUUUAUUUAUGAAGAAGUUGGUUGAAACAUGAAAAAAAAAAAAAAAAACAUUAUAGGUUGAUGUAAAAGGGUGUAGAGGGAGAGGUUAGGGUUUGGGAAUCUUUUGCAUGUGAAAGUAGGGUAUUGCAUGUGAGUAGAGAAGGGAGAUGUGACUGAAGAGAGAAUUGUGAGGUUUGGAGAGUGAAGGAAUUGGAGUCUGUGAUUUGCUGCAAAGUAAAGGUUGUGUGAGUUUCCAAGCUCUUGAAAAUGGCAUAUUCGUUUCUCUUUCAUGUUACCUUGCACAUACACUGAUUCUAAAGAGAGCAGAGGGUGAAUAUAUGUUGGGAAGUGGCUGUUUCUUUCUGCUAAAAGUGUUUCUGUCCCCAGAAGCAGAGGAAUAUAAUGUGUUCCCAGAAGGAAAGGGGUAAAAGGUGUAUAUAUAGUCCCUGCUCAGGGACAACCUCAUCACAACAACCAAUAGGGCUUCUCUGCAAAUUUCAAAACUUCUUACUCAAUCAAACAAUCUUCAUCACAAGAAAACAACAACCUCACAGAGGAACCACCUCUUGCCCAUGCCUCCUAUAUAUUGUCACCUUGUCUAAAUUACAGAGGACAACACUCUAAUGGCAUGCAAAAAGGUUUUCAUUAUGUUUUAUUGGAAUUUUUAAAUGUGAGUAUAAAUCUCACGUAAAGUAA
This is a messenger RNA of Vigna unguiculata (cowpea), 1699 nucleotides long. Its product is annotated as transcription factor bHLH106-like. Gene Ontology annotation, biological process: regulation of DNA-templated transcription. The record is from RefSeq and is a predicted model, not a curated record. Gene Ontology annotation, molecular function: DNA-binding transcription factor activity; protein dimerization activity. Lineage: Eukaryota; Viridiplantae; Streptophyta; Magnoliopsida; Fabales; Fabaceae.